This is a messenger RNA of Cajanus cajan (pigeon pea), 653 nucleotides long. NCBI's taxonomy places the organism in Eukaryota, Viridiplantae, Streptophyta, Magnoliopsida, Fabales, Fabaceae. The record is from RefSeq and is a predicted model, not a curated record.
AUGCUCAUUGCUCAUUCUUUUGCUCUGGUUCUUGAUCUUCUUCUCCGGGCGUUCUCUCUGUUCUUGCUUUUGUUCGUUAUGGCUUCUUCUGCUGCGUCCACUUCCGCUGAGGCCCAAAGUUAUGACAUAUGUUUUGAUUAUAUUGAAGAACUGAUCCAUAAGCAAGAGCCUUUGACAACAGUCCUACGCCUUCUAAUCUUAUUUUCUAUUACUAAUUCUGGGUUGCCAAAGAAGCAUUUUGACUACUUCAGGAGAGAACUACUCCACAGCUAUGGAUUUGAGCACAUAGCAAUGCUAAACAAUUUAGAGAAAGCUGGACUAUUCAAAAAGCAGGAGUCAAAAAGCAAUUGGCUUACUAUAAAACGUGCUCUGCAACUUGUGGUUGAAGACACUGAUACGGCCAAGUAAUUUCUUCUAAAUGAUGUGAUCCUUAGGCAUUUGUUUUUUUUUUUUUAAAUUAUAUCAAGUUCGCGGUCUCAAUUUAGAUCUUCUAUGUGAACAUGGUAAUGGGUAUGUUUGUGAAAGAAAUAAAAUAUGCUAUACAUAUUUUCAUUAAAUGAUAAAAAUAUAGAAUAAGCAUCCCAAAUCCUUAAUAUAUGCCCAUCAUUUUAAGGUUAAUUUGUUGUUGCAGGCUUCAAGCAAUAAUUGUCCCA